Molecule: messenger RNA, 938 nt
Organism: Daphnia carinata
Lineage: Eukaryota; Metazoa; Arthropoda; Branchiopoda; Diplostraca; Daphniidae
Product: pre-mRNA-splicing factor syf2-like
Exons: 2
Coding region: 181-879 (232 amino acids)
Cellular component (GO): catalytic step 2 spliceosome; post-mRNA release spliceosomal complex; Prp19 complex
Source: RefSeq, a predicted model, not a curated record
CUACAGCAAACAGUAGUAAACACUAAACAGUACCUGACAGUACAUUUAAGUCGUCAACAUCGUUAACUGUUGAAUUCGUUUACCCAUCGUUGACUAUCUAAGUAAAUCCAGUAAAAAACAAAAAAGAAAACAAUAGAACAAUUAUUGGCGUUGAAAACGAAAGUAGAAACAGUCUUUAGGAUGUCAGACAAACCAGGUCCAUCAAAAUCCAAUAUGAAUGUGGAAGCCUCUAAACAAAUGGAGAGAAUGAAAAAACUGCGACAAUUACACAGUCGUCGAAAUGAGGCUCGCCAGAAAAACCACCAAGAAGUUCUGGAGGAAAGUAAACGAAGCAAGCUACCUGCUAACUGGGAAGCGAAGAAGGCACGUGCUGACUGGAUUUUAGGAACUGAAGCCCAACGGCAAGAAGCAGCAAAACUUGGGAAAGAUUAUUCUCGCACAAAGCUGUUAGAGGUGGGAGCUGAUGAAGCUGAGCGUAAAGAAAGGAAAAACAGGAAGAAAAAUCCAGAUACAGGUUUUGCCGACUAUGAACAGGCAACAUUUCGUCAGUACUCAAGAUUGGUCCAAGAAAUCAAGCCUAAUAUGGAAGAGUAUGAAAAAGCUAGAACAGAUCUUGGAGAUGCUUUUUAUGCAGAAAAGAACACAAUAGUUCAUGGACUACACAAAGAUUCUCCUGAAGCCGUGAAUCGUAUGGUUGAAGAUUUACAUAAACAAAUCGAGAAGCGCGAGAAAUACAGUCGUCGUAGGCGUCAUGAUGAUGACGCCGAAAUUGACUACAUUAACGAGCGCAACAUGCGCUUCAAUAAGAAGCUGGAUCGAUUCUAUGGUGAAUUUACCACAGAAAUUAAACAGAAUCUGGAACGUGGUACGGCUGUUUAACGCAAACGCAAUGUGACUACAUGAUAAACAUUUCCGAAAAUACAGACCUUUUAAAGCAA